AUGGAGCAGAACUGCAACGAUGGCGUCUUAUCACUGAACCAGGUGCCUGACGAGAUCAUCGGCCAUCUGCUGUACUAUCUCUCGCCCCACGAUAAUCUUUGCAACAUCCAGCUGGUGUCACGUCGUUUCUACCACCUUGCCAAUGAACCCCUUCUCUGGAGGCACCACUGCCGCAGCUCUUUCAAGUACUGGAACCCGCGGCACAGGUUUUAUGAGAAGACGGCGGCACUGGCUCAAGAGACGAACUGGAAAGAGCUUUUCAUCUUCAGAAGCGCUCGCAACCGGCAAAUAUCCGCCUUGUUGGAUGAGAUCAUCCGGACCAAGGUUAACCGCGUAAGAGGCUUCGAAAUCAUAGGCCAGAUCGGUUAUGAUGCCAAAGAUUUUCUUUUGGAACAAUGCCAAACACCUCCUUCUGCUGAAGAUGGCUUGGCCAGAAGAUACUAUAGCAAUGGGCUCUUAGACACCAUCCACAAGCACAUCGCCAUUCAAGAAUGGCAGUCGCUCAUGCUAUCUUCCCAGCCGCCUAGCAUACGGCUGGCAGGCGAGCAGCUCGAAAGAGCUCUUGGCGCCUUUGACCUCUUUGUGCUGCACGAUCAGCGUGGUGACCUCGAUGAUGUACUGGAUAAGAUUACACGGAUGUUUGAUGAGAUGACGGCCUCUUUUCGAUCUUGCCACCCAAAGUUUCAAAACUGGUCAACUCGGAGAAAGGCAUUGAAGCUGGUCCGCUGGCUUCGUGCACAUAAUUUCACCGGAGUACAGGACCCAGAGCGAAACUAUCGCAAUUUGAGAAACUGCUUAAUCGGACAAGCAUUGCGUCACCCAGACCACGAGUCCAUCCCAAUCAUUUCUACCGCCAUAUUCUGCUGCGUGGCAUCUCGACUCGACAUCGAUGCGAGGUGUUGUGCAUUUCCAACUCAUGUACAUGCCAUUGUGUACCCACCAACUGGAUAUGCUUUAGACGGCGGGCUUGUGGAGGAAUUGGAGACACAGCCCCAGCGCAUGUACCUCGACCCGUAUGGCAGCGAUCACGAGAUCCAACUGCCAUAUCUGCAACUGACGUUGACCCGCCUAGGGUUGCAGGAGCACGCCGGACUCUUUCUUGCCCCAGUCCCGGCGCUGAUGAUGGCUAUGCGAACGGCACAGAAUAUAAGGGCUACCUUAGCGAGGAUAUCAGACAUGCAAGACCAUGCACAUCCUGAACUCAGCCAACUCAUGCACGGAGACAGUAGAAUGAAUGCUGAUGCCUGUCUUUACGCUGCUUCGUGGGCUACGUUACUGUUAACGCCUCCGAAUAACUCCACGUGGCUUGAACGGUUGGCCAAAUUCCUACGUCGAUUCCCUGGGGCCUGGCCAGAGGACGUUUGGAUGGUUGAAAAAUACCUGUGGCCGUUGUAUAGCAGCGUUGUCAACCCGAGAGAUGGAUUUCCCCGCAAUAUUGAUGCUGGUUUCGGCAACCCGUGGCAAUUUUGGCAGUUUGUACGAGAUGCUGAUGGCAUGGCCCCGCUCGUUCAUCGAAGAGAUCUCUGCGAUGAUCCAAGAGGCCCUCCGUUUCAGGUCGGCCAAGUGUUUCGGCAUCGUCGAUAUGGCUGGCUUGGCGCCAUUACCAGCUGGCAUGAAAGAGGGUCGCAGCAAUCAAGCUUACGGGAAGGUUCUCACGAUGAUUUACUCCGGUACACUCACAGCCCCAGGCCAACCAGUUCUCACUACUCACUCUGCUUUAUGUGCAUAACUGAAACGGAGCCCGAACAGCAUGUGGUGGCCCUGCGUAAUGUUGAGCUCAUCUCUGAUCCUUCCCUGAUUCGGGAAGGCAUGUUUCCCUUGGCAGGGAAAUUCUUCAAAAGAUUUGACGUCGAGACCUGCAGGUUCAUUUCCAACAUCCGAGAGGAAUUCCCGCUCGAUUAG
Trichoderma virens Gv29-8 is the source of this 1902-nucleotide messenger RNA. RefSeq lists its product as uncharacterized. The coding region runs from base 1 to 1902 and encodes 633 amino acids. The record is from RefSeq and is a predicted model, not a curated record. The transcript has 4 exons. NCBI's taxonomy places the organism in Eukaryota, Fungi, Ascomycota, Sordariomycetes, Hypocreales, Hypocreaceae. Gene Ontology annotation, molecular function: DNA binding; protein binding.